AUGCAAGCUUACUCAGAUCUAGCCUUCUAUCAGUAUCAACUUGGAGACCUAGCUUCAGCUGAAUCUUCUUGUAAUUCAGCUCUACAAUUACAAUUGAUAGCUAACUGUUUUGCGCCAGCAACAUAUUCAUUGUUGGGUUUGAUUGCUGCAGCACUUCAUAAAUACUGUGAAGCUCUGCACUUUCAUCAAGUAGCUGUUGACACAGUGAGAAGUCGGAGAUUAGAGGAAAAUGAGGCGGUUGCUGUGCUAUAUACCAAUUUAAGAAUGGCUUGGGCGGAUUUGUCUCUACCUAUACCAGCACUUUACUGGUGUGAGCAAAUAGCUCUAUCUUGUCAACUGAAGCUCCUACCACCAAAUCAUCCUGAUUUGUUAACAACUUAUACAAACAUCGCUGAAAUUUACAAUACUAUCGGUAAAUAUACUAAAGCCCGAACUUACUAUGAACGGUCACUCGACAUUCAAAAACAAAUUCUUCCAAACUCUCAUAAAGAUAUAGCUGGUACUCUUUUAGGUCUGUCUCUUGUAUGUGAAGAAACUGGUGAAUACAAAGACGCAUUGAAGUACAUACAAAAGGCACAAAGAGUAAUUCUUGAUUCUGAUUCCUAUGAUUAUAUAGAUCUUAUACCAAGUUAUUUGGGGAUGGCUUCCAUUUAUGAGCAUCUGAGCAAAGGUAAAAAGGCUUCGUUCUAUUAUAAAAAAGCUGUCCAAAACUUGUCAUUGAGGAAUCCCGAACAUCGAGAGCAGUUAGCUCCUACUUGGAAUAAUAUGGGUUUUCUUUAUUUAGAAAAUAGACGAUACAAGGCAGCUUUAAUCUAUCUUCUAAAAGCAUUAUCACUAGAAAAGAAAUUUCUUCCACUUAGAGUUCGUUUAGUGCUCACGAAAUUGAGCAAUAUUGGUAUAGUCUAUGAAAGAGUUGGCCUAUUGAACCCAGCAUAA
Molecule: messenger RNA, 936 nt
Organism: Rotaria sp. Silwood2
Lineage: Eukaryota; Metazoa; Rotifera; Eurotatoria; Philodinida; Philodinidae
Source: the annotation of a GenBank genome assembly